GAAAAAAAACCAAACGCUCAAAUCAAAUUUCAUUUCUCUGUCCGGUUCUCCCGUUGAAACAAUCCCAAACGUUAAACAUGUCGUUCGACGGGAACGUCAACUGCGGCGGUAACACCGUCGGCGUAACCAGUAAGCCUUUCUUUUGCUACCAAUGCAAUCGUACCGUCAACGUAACAAUCUCCCCUUCCUCUGACCCUUCUUGUCCCAUAUGCAACGAGGGGUUCCUCGAAGAAUACGAAAACCCUAACCCUAAUCAAGGCUCCGCCUUCCAGAGCCCGAAUCCAAACCUGAAUCCAUUCUCCGAGCCCUAUUUAUCGUUAUCGGAUCCAUUCUCUUCCCUCCUCCCGCUCCUUUUCCCUUCCUCGUCUUCUUCCACAACGACAUCUUCAUCGUCCCCUGCUUCUAUUGACGUUCAUAACCCUAGCCUAUUCGGGUCUACCCGGUCAGCCCGAGGCGACCCUUUCGCUUUCGAUCCAUUUGCCUUUAUCCAAAAUCAUCUAAACGAUCUCCGUUCAAGCGGCGCCCACAUCGAGUUCGUGAUCCAGAACAAUCCAUCCGAGCCGGGCUUUCGGCUUCCGGCUAACAUCGGGGAUUAUUUCAUCGGACCAGGCCUCGAGCAACUGAUCCAACAGCUGGCCGAAAACGACCCUAACCGGUACGGGACCCCACCGGCAUCGAAAUCAGCCAUUGACUCGCUACCUUCGGUGAAGAUAACGAAGAAUCACUUGAAUUCGGAGUUCAACCAGUGCGCAGUUUGCAUGGACGAGUUCGAGGAAGGGACUCAAGCGAAGCAGAUGCCCUGUAAGCAUCUUUAUCAUAAAGAUUGCAUAUUGCCGUGGCUGGAAUUGCAUAAUUCAUGCCCGGUGUGUCGUCACGAGUUGCCUACGGAUGAUCCUGAUUAUGAGAGGAGGGUUCGUGGGGCGCAGGGGACCGGUGGAGGUAAUGAUGGUGAGGGUAGUGGUGGAGGUGAUAGUGGGCAGCGGUCUGCAGGGGAUAAUAGGACGGUCGAGAGGAGUUUUAGGAUAUCGCUGCCUUGGCCAUUUCGGGCUCGUGGGUCAGGUUCAGGAUCAGGUGAUAAUGCGGAGACCCGGCAAGAAGAUUUGGAUUGAGAAAUGGUAGAGGUGGUGGGAACUAAUAAUAUGUAAUUGUUGAAUACCAAGGUGGAGCUUGCACCUAUAGUUGAUAAUAGAUCUUCGAGCUUAAUAAAGGUAUAAAUCACAGGGGCAUUGAAUGAUGGGUAGCUGAAGCAAGAUAUGUUUUCAGAAAGAUUAUAGGACCAUGUGAUUUUCUUCUGGAAUUCUGGUAACUGAUUGAGGUGCUCCUACCAACUUAAGACUAGAAGUUAGACUAUCUUUUUAUUUGGGUCAUAAGGUAAAGCAAAACAUGGAAAAGAAGUCUUGAGAGAAAAGGUUGGUGGCAAGAGUCAGGAAUAAAAAUUAGACACUUAAGUUCUGUACAUACUUUUAGUAUGAGAACGAAUGACACUAGCAUCAUAUUCAAUGGAAGAAACUCCAGGCGAGCUUUAACAGUCUUGUAAUGUCCAGGUUGUGUUAUGUGUUAUUUGAUAUUUCUUAGUCUUGUUUUCUGAAGAAAUUUGUGGUCCUAGUUGAUGGGCCUUUAAGCCAUUUGUAUUUUUCUUUGGACUGUUAAUUUUUUUCUUUGGUAAUAUUUGGCUGUAAUGUCAUAGACAUCUUAGUGGCAAACAGCUUUUGAUUUUUCACUUUUAAUGCUGCAUGUUUCUUUUCUUGCAUUA
Molecule: messenger RNA, 1753 nt
Organism: Theobroma cacao (cacao)
Lineage: Eukaryota; Viridiplantae; Streptophyta; Magnoliopsida; Malvales; Malvaceae
Source: RefSeq, a predicted model, not a curated record